Molecule: messenger RNA, 1236 nt
Organism: Liolophura sinensis
Lineage: Eukaryota; Metazoa; Mollusca; Polyplacophora; Chitonida; Chitonidae
Product: carbohydrate sulfotransferase 1-like
Exons: 4
Coding region: 95-1219 (374 amino acids)
Biological process (GO): sulfur compound metabolic process; N-acetylglucosamine metabolic process
Molecular function (GO): N-acetylglucosamine 6-O-sulfotransferase activity
Source: RefSeq, a predicted model, not a curated record
GUCAGGUUGGAGGUGAUUUUUCUCUGCCCCGAUAAUUUCGUGGGUUUCUCGAGAACUGUGAUGUAUUUCUGACCUGUAUGAGUGUGGGAGCCACAUGGCAUGUUCGCUCUUCCGCAAGAUCCAGGCCGCGUCUGUCAUUGUGAUAAUCGGUGCGGCCUUAUGGGUUCUGGCUUGCAUUUCAAGUUACCAUCUCCGACGGAACCAGUUUUUAUUAUUUUCUGAGAAGGACGAAUCCAGCUAUGGUGGGGCUCGAAUGGUCUUGAUUCUAGCUUACAUGCGGGGCGGUAGUUCCUUCACUGGCAAACUUUUUGAUUCCAACAAAGAAGCGUUUUACGUGUUUGAGCCACUAUAUCAUAUCUAUGAACGAGCCCUCAAACAUCCUAACUUUAUGAAGCACGUGGCAAAGUCGAAUGGCCCAGCUCCUGUCGCUGAAAAUGCCACACUCUUUGCCCAACAAUUGCUACGUUCUUAUCUCGCGUGCAGCAUCAACAGUAUUUCGGUGAUAAAUUUUUAUGACGUUUUCUUGAAAGAAGGGUCGAAAACAAAGGAGUUCCUAACUUGUGGGAAGACGCAGCCUGAGUGCUUAAAAGAAGCAACAUAUGCCUGUCAGGAAAGCAAAGUCCGGGUCAUCAAAACGAUUCGAUUUAGAAUGUCAGACGUCUCCGACUUGAUGGAUAGCUUGCCAUCUUUGAAAGUAGUCCAUCUUGUGAGAGAUCCACGCGGAAUAAUAUCCUCAAGAAUGAAUCACUUUGGAAAUUACAAAAAGACUGGUGACAUUUUGGAGGACGUCACAAAACUCUGUCAGUCCAUGUUGAAAGACUUUCAUUCGGUAAAAUUGUAUAGAAGACGAUUCCCAGACCGAAUUAUGACAAUUUUAUAUGAAGAUCUGGCGGAGAGGCCGGAAGUAAUUACUGCGCAAAUCUAUAAGUUUGUAAACUCUCCUCUACCGGAGAGUGUUAGGGAAUGGAUUCAUGCUAACACACAGGCGGAGACUGACGAAGAGCUGCAAUCGUUCAUGGGGACUCAGCGUAAAAACUCCAGCCUCACAGCCUCGUUCUGGCGGACUCGCAUUUCGCUGCAACUGGCGAAGUACGUGGAUCAAAAGUGUCACGAGAUUUACAAGAAAGUUGGAUACCUUCCUGUUCAAAACUUAACCCACUUAAAAGACAACCUUGUCUCACUGAGAGACAGAACGCCUCCUAAUUACCAGUCUAAUUAAAAUAGAUUUUAUGUGUA